Molecule: messenger RNA, 4559 nt
Organism: Pogoniulus pusillus (Red-fronted tinkerbird)
Lineage: Eukaryota; Metazoa; Chordata; Aves; Piciformes; Lybiidae
Gene: ATP8B3
Product: ATPase phospholipid transporting 8B3
Exons: 27
Coding region: 10-3957 (1315 amino acids)
Biological process (GO): phospholipid translocation; Golgi organization
Cellular component (GO): plasma membrane; trans-Golgi network
Molecular function (GO): ATP binding; ATP hydrolysis activity; ATPase-coupled intramembrane lipid carrier activity
Source: RefSeq, a predicted model, not a curated record
GGUCCCAUCAUGGCUGAGCAGGAGGCAGGCUCGGGCUGCCUGCGUGGGAAGCAGCAGCUGCCAGCCUUCUCCUGGGAGGUGAGGGCCAAUGACCGCAGCUACCACAAGCAGUUCAGGAAGAGAUUUGCCUUCUGCCUGUCCAAGAGGAAAUACUCAGGCAAUGCCAUCAAGACAGCCAAGUACAACAUCUUCACCUUCCUGCCCCUCAACCUCUAUGAGCAGUUCCACCGCAUGGCCAAUGUCUACUUUGUCUUUGUCAUCCUGCUUCAGACCUUCCCUGAGCUCUCCACCCUGCCCUGGUACACUCUGCUCCUGCCUCUCGGCUGCCUCCUCUUCAUCCGGGGGCUGCGAGACCUGAUCGACGACAUCGGUCGGCACCGGAGUGACAGAAACAUCAACAGCAGACCCUGCGAAAUCCUCUCCGGGAGGAGCUUCCGCUGGCAGCAGUGGAGAGACCUCUGCGUGGGGGACGUCGUUCGCCUGCGCAGGGACAGCUUCAUCCCCGCCGACAUGCUGCUGCUGAGCAGCUCGGAGCCCGGCAGCCUGUGUUACCUGGAGACAGCAGAGAUCGAUGGGGAAACAAACCUGAAGUUCAGACAAGCUCUUCUGGUCACCCACCAGGAGCUGGUGAGUGAGGAGAGCAUGGCUGCCUUUGACGGGAGGGUGUCCUGCGAGGAGCCCAACAGCCGCAUGCAGAGCUUCGCGGGCAGGCUGCAGUGGCGCGGGGAGAGCUUCCCCCUGGACAGCGGCAGGCUGCUGCCGCGGGGCUGCAGGCUGCGCCGCACCGACCUCUGCCACGGCCUGGUCAUCUACGCAGGUCUUGAUUCCAAAAUUAUGCAGAACUGUGGAAAGAUCCAUCGGAAGCGCACGAAGCUGGACAGCCUGAUGGACCGGCUGGUGGCCCUGAUGUUCCUGGUGCUGCUGCUCACGUCGCUGUGCCUCGGCAUCGCCGCUGGAUUCUGGGCCAAGACGUUCCAGGAGAAGCACAGCUACCUGGCUGCUCUCUACAGGCACACCACUGCUGCCCAGCAGGCCUUCUUCAGCUUCUGGGGCUUCACCAUCCUCCUGAGCAUCAUCAUACCCAUGUCCAUGUACAUCACGUUCGAGUUUGUCUCCCUGGUGAACAGCUUCUUCAUCAGCUGGGACCUGGAGAUGUACUGCCCUGAGAAGGAUGCCCCAGCACAGGCCAGGAGUGCCAGCCUGGGCGACCAGCUGGGCCAGGUGGAGUACAUCUUCUCCGACAAAACUGGCACCUUGACCCAGAACGUGAUGACCUUCAGGAGAUGCUGCAUCAAUGGCACCAUCUACGGAGCUCCUGGUGGGCACAGGCUGGUGGAGACUUGUGAGGGAGGCGCUGGCACAGCCCAGGAGGACAAGCAGGCACCGGGGUUGGGGUUGACCUGGAGGCAGCUUGGGGAGAAGAAGUUGCACUCCUGCAAUGUGCCACUGCUGGAAGCUGCCCGGCAGGACAGCGACCCUGUGCUGAGAGAGUUCCUGAGGGUGCUGGCACUGUGCCACACUGUCAUGGUGGAGGAGAAGGGAGACCAGCUGGUUUACCAGGCAGCUUCCCCAGACGAAGAAGCCCUGGUGCUGGCAGCCAAGGACCUGGGCUAUGUGUUCCUGGGACGGACACAGGACUCCAUCACCAUCAGUGAGCUGGGAGUGAAGAGGACCUACGAGGUCCUGGCCAUGCUGGACUUCAGCUGCGACCGCAGGAGGAUGUCUGUGCUGGUGCGAGACCCCCAGGGCACGAUCCGGCUCUACACCAAGGGUGCUGACACAGUCAUCCUGGAGAGGCUGCAGGGGAGGGGUCCCACUGAGGCCUUCACCGAGAGGGCUCUGGACCUCUUUGCCCGGGAGGCGCUGAGGACCCUGUGCCUGGCCAGCAGGGAGGUGAGCGAGGCUGAGUACCGCUCCUGGCGCAGGAGGCACCACCAGGCCAUGGUCGGGCUGCAAGACCGCGCGCUGGACAGGCUCUACGAGGAGAUGGAGCAGAGCCUGCAGCUGCUUGGGGCCACGGCCAUUGAGGACAAGUUGCAGAAUGGAGUCCCUGAGACCAUCCAGCUGCUGAAACUGGGCAACAUUAAAGUGUGGGUACUGACAGGAGACAAACAAGAGACUGCUGUGAACAUUGGCUACGCCUGCAGGCUGCUCACCGACGACAUGGAGCUGCUGCAGGAGAAGGAGGUCAGUGAGAUCCUGCAGGCUUGCUGGGUGAGCAACAACAACCUCAGCAGCAGUGGAGAAGCUCUGUGCAGUGCCCACCUCUCCCGUCAGUGCCCCAGGGCUUCGCACCACAAGAAGAGAGCUCUCAUCAUCAGUGGGGACCUGCUGGACAAGAUCCUGCAGACGGGCGAGGUGCUGAAGCAGCAGGGGAGGCUGCGGCGAUGGCUGAGUGCCCGCAGGGCCACAGGCUCCCCGGAGCAGGGCACUCUGCUGGAGAAGGCCUUUGUGGACUUGGCCACCAGCUGCCAGGCAGUGAUCUGCUGCAGGGUGACCCCGAAGCAGAAAGCCCUCAUGGUGCAGCUGGUGAAGAGGCACAAGAAUGCCACCACGCUGGCCAUCGGGGACGGUGCCAACGAUGUCAACAUGAUCAAAACCGCUGACAUCGGGGUGGGCAUCAGCGGGCAGGAGGGCAUCCAGGCCGUACAGUGCAGCGACUAUGCCCUGGCGCAGUUCUGCUUCCUGCAGCGCCUCCUGCUGGUGCACGGCCGCUGGAGCUACCUCCGCGUCUGCAAGUUCCUGCGGCACUUCUUCUACAAGACCUUCGCCGGGCUCAUGGCGCAGGUCUGGUUUGCCUUCCACAGUGGAUUCACAGCUCAGCCUCUGUACGAGGGAUGGUUCCUGGCACUCUACAACAUCUUCUACACUGCCUGCCCGGUGCUGUCCAUGGGGCUCCUGGAGCAGGAUGUGAGUGCCAAGCAGAGUCUGGAGUUCCCCGAGCUCUACGUGAUCGGGCAGCAGGAUGAGCUCUUCAACUACCGUGUGUUUGGUGCCACCUUCCUGCACGGGGCCAGCACCUCCCUCGCCAGCUUCUACAUCGCCCUCUGGGCCUUCCAGGACCACGUGGGCAGCAAAGCCGUGGGUGACUACGAGUCCUUCGCGGUCACCGUGGCCACGUCGGCGCUGCUGUCCGUCCUGCUGGAGAUCAUCCUGGACACCAAGUUCUGGACUGUGCUGUCCUUCCUGGCGGUCACAGCCAGCCUGCUCUUCUUCUGCCUCUUCUCCUUCCUGACUCAAAGUGUUGAUGCCUUCAGGAUUGCUCCUACUGUCUUCCCCUUCCCAGAUGCCAGCUGGAACGCCCUGACCGACCCCUACGUGCUGCUGGUGGUGCUGCUGUCCCUCGUGGUCAACACCAUCCCCUCGCUCACCAUCCAGCACUACCGCUCCGCGGCAGGCAGAGCUACCAUCCAGCAGAAGAUCUGCUUGAAGGCCAAGCGGGCACCGGAGCCCUCGGUGGAGCUGCGUGCCCACGGUCCCCGCAGCUCCUCGCAGCGCCGCUCCAGCUAUGCCUUCUCGCACCAGGAGGGCUACGCAGGGCUCAUCACCCGCGGGCACAGCCUGCGCUCUGGGGCCGCCCCGCAGCUCCUGCCCCCGGGCACUGCCCCGCCUGUCCCCCCCCCUCCCCGCACCCUCGGUGUAGCUGCCCCAGCUGGCAUCAGCCUCCCGGCGCGGAGGGCGAGGGGCAGGGGUCUGCGUUCAGCUGCAGUCGAGGACCUGCUCCCCAGGGACUCCCUGGACCUGCCCCCAUGGUGCAGACCCGACCAGGACCAGGUUCCUCCUUCCGUGGCCACUUCUGAAUCCCUGUGGGGUGCCUCAGGAGCCUGUGCAGCUCGGGGGCUGCAGAGGGGCUGGUCCAGCCUGGGGGUUGCUGCUCCGGGUGCUGAGCCCUGGGAUGUGUCCCACUGGCAGCUCCAUCCACCCACACAGCCUUUGCAGGAGCCUACAAAGCCAUGAAGACCACCGACCUCCCCCUCACCACGGCCCUGCCCUCUGCUGAGCCUCUCGGAGCUGAAGUUCCACCUGCCCGGGGCUGAUCCUGCUCCAGGCUGGACCCACAGACAGCAGCUCUGCUGCCUUGGGCUCCUGGUUCCACCUCGGAGGUGCAGGGUGGGGCUGGGGGGUGGGGGCAGGCCCCCAGCCCUCAUGUGCAGGGGCUGCAUGAAAACCCUCAUCUUGUUCUGCCACAGCUGCAAGGAGCACAGGGCAGACCCAGCCCCAUGCAGAGGGGCAUCAGAUUGGGCUCCAGAGGUGCAGUCCCAGAACAGCUCCUGGCUCCCUGCAGCCUCUCCGCCUCGCUCCUCUCUACCUGCACUUGGGAGGUGCCAUGGAGGUAGUGUCUACCAUGUGCCAUGUCCUGUCUCCACAGCAGCCAUGUCCCCCUCCCCCGGGGCUGAUGUCCUCACCUUGGGCACAACUUUGUGGCCAUGAUUUGUGUCCUGCAAAUCCCUGGGAAGUGCUUUGGGUGAAGCUUUGGGUGACAUGGAUCAGGUCUGCACAAUGUGGGGAGCAGCAUGUGUCCUGCAGAGCUGUGGGCCAGCUGCCUGCCCCCCAGCCCA